UCGGGCCGUUGCUUGAACAAUUUUGCCAAAGUAGCCUUUCCAUCUCACAGCACCACAUCAGCAACAAGACAAAUUAUUCUCAAAAUGGGAAACUGUCAACCUACCAUUGUGCCCUAUGAGGACUUUGAUGUUGUGGCAGACAUCAAGGCUAUCCGAAAAGCCUGCAAAGGGCUGGGCACAGAUGAGCAGGCUAUCAUUGACAUCCUGGCAUACCGCAGCUCGGCUCAGAGGCAGCAAAUUAAACAGGCCUACUAUGAUAAAUAUGACGAUGAGCUGGUGGAUGUGUUGAAGAAAGAGCUGUCUGGAAACUUUGAGAAGGCCAUCUUGGCGAUGUUGGACCCACCUGUCAUCUACGCUGUGAAGGAGCUCCGCAAGGCCAUGAAGGGGGCCGGCACAGAUGAGGACGUCCUGGUGGAGAUCCUCUGUACUGCCACCAACGAUGACAUUGCCAUGUUCAAGGAAUGCUACUUCCAAGUCCAUGAACGUGAUCUGGAGGCUGACAUUGAGGGAGAUACUAGCGGCGACGUUCGUAACCUGCUCAUGGCACUACUGCAGGGAAACCGAGAUGAAACGUAUGAGGUGGAUGAGGAGCUAGCGGAACAAGAUGCUACAGCACUUUUUGAGGCUGGUGAGGAGCGUUUUGGGACAGAUGAGUCCACUUUCAGCUAUGUUCUAGCCAUGAGAAACUACCUCCAGCUCCAGGCCACAUUUAAAAUAUAUGAGCAGCUGUCUGGGACUGAGAUUUUGGACACCAUUGAGAAUGAAACUUCUGGGACUCUGAAAAAAUGCUAUAAAGCCCUUGUGAGAGUUGCCAAGAACCCACAGCUGUACUUUGCGAGACGACUGCAUGACGCCAUGAAAGGAGCAGGCACAGAUGAAGACACACUUAUCCGCAUCAUUGUGACUCGGUCUGAGUAUGACCUGGAGACCGUCAAAGACAUGUAUCUGGAGAAGUAUGAUGUGUCUCUGAAGGAUGCCCUAAAGGAUGAGUGCAGUGGUGACUUUAAACGCCUCCUACUGGCCAUCUGUCACUGACCGUGUAACACCCUAUACAAUAUGGUUCAAGUGAGAUUCAAAAUACUUGUGUAACAGUAGGAAAGUGUAGGGCUGAUUAAUGUCAUAAUUGUCUAUUUUAACUGUAUUGUCUUUUUAUUUUUACUUUUUAUGACAAAUCCACCUCAAUCUGGUCACCCAUUGCCUUCUUCGGGGCUCAGAUUUUUAACCUUUUUAACAACUUUAUGUUAUUUUUUAAAUGAAGGAUUUUUAACAAUGUCAGCACUACUAAUGAUGCAAGUACAUGUGAACAGGUGAUUUACUUUGGCCACCCUGUCAGCAGUCAACAACAUUUUGACUAUGUUGAUUCAGUAAUCACAUAUUUAAUGCUUAUUUAUAAUAUUUAAUACUUCACUGUAUACCAUAGGCCAUUUUCUUUUACAAUCCAGCAAAUAUAGAGUAUUGUCUCUGUACAACUAAUGCAAUCACUCCAUAAGGCUUGAAUACUAUAUGAGAUGAUGAAAGUAGAUAGCACGUUAUAUGAAGAAAGAUGUUUGGAAUGGUAAAAGUAAUGAAAUGUUAUGCAAAUUGUUGCCUCACAGUUGCACUUGGAAGAUUAUAUAUUUAGUUAAAUGAAGUCUACAACAAAAAUAUGUAUUGACUCACUAUAUUUUUCUUAUACUUUUACUACUAUUAUACUUCUACAUAGCCUAUGUUUUAAUGAUACUAAUAUACAACUGUGUUAUUGUUAAUGCUCAGAGUGUAACUAUCUGUUGUAUGUUAAUUGACAUUGGCAUUAUAAUUUUCCCCAUGCUUGUGCUGGUAAUGUCAAUCAGCUGAGACAUUAAAUUUACCACUUUUGCAAAUUCUGUCAAUGAUGAAUGGCAUUGAACAUUAAAACUUGAACUUUGUUGCCUCUGUAGCCAAAGAUUUUAGAAUAGCUGCUAAUAAAGUCUAUUGUAACAGCUGAA
Molecule: messenger RNA, 1964 nt
Organism: Periophthalmus magnuspinnatus
Lineage: Eukaryota; Metazoa; Chordata; Actinopteri; Gobiiformes; Gobiidae
Gene: anxa13
Product: annexin A13
Exons: 11
Coding region: 85-1035 (316 amino acids)
Cellular component (GO): cytoplasm
Molecular function (GO): calcium ion binding; calcium-dependent phospholipid binding
Source: RefSeq, a predicted model, not a curated record